AUGUUGGCAGCCAUGCAGCAGCAAAAUGCUAACAUGCAGCUGGGGGAGAAUCGAUCUGCAGCUGGAUCUUCCCAGGCUCCACCGCCACGAGUACAAGAGUGGAGUUUGGAGGAUUUUCUUCAGCAUCACUCGUCUCGCUUCGAUGGCAAGACCACUCCAGAUGAGGCAGACCAGUGGAUGAGGGAUAUGGAGCGGAUUUAUGAUGCCAAGCGAUGCCCAACAGAAAACAGGUUGGCUUAUUCUGAGUAUUUGCUAGCCGGAGAGGCUGUCCAUUGGUGGUCUAGCAUGAAGAUGAUGCUAGAAGACAGCAGGGAGACUGUCACCUGGGAGUUGUUCAAGAAGAAGUUUUAUGCUGAGUACUUCCCAGACAGUGUGAGAUACGCCAAGGAAGUGGAAUUCUUACAGUUGAUGCAGGGGGAGAUGUCAGUGUCAGAGUACGCUGAAAAGUUCAAGCACCUGGGAAAAUUUCACACUCUGAAGAUGGCUGAAGAUUGGCAAUGUAGGAAAUUUGAAAAUGGACUGAGAGGCGAUCUUAAACUCAUGGUGGCUCCGCUCUUUAUAAAGGAGUUUCCUGCUUUGGUGGAGAAAGCGAGGGUAAUGGAAAAGUUAAAGGCAGAAGUUGAAGCUCAACAACGGUCGCAGCAGAAGGUGGGAGGACCAUCUGGGUCCAUGAGCAAACAGGACGAUAGGAGGAAGCCUUACUCUAGACCUCCGCCUCAGGGGUCCAGGAGAUUCCCACCUCAGCCACAUCUGCCCCAGUCACAUCAGCAUCAGUCCCCUCAUCAUCACUCUCACAGACCACAGUGUUUUCGUUGUGGAGGGCCCCACAUGAGGAGUGCUUGCCCCCAGCUUGGUGGUAGGCAAACAUGUCACAGAUGUGGGCAGGAAGGCCACUUCAUCAGAAAUUGCCCCACUGGCAAGGGUACAGUGUCUAGACCUUCAACGCAGUCACAGCCACAACAGACACGGGGAAGUGCUAGGCCCCAGGCAGUUGGUCGAGUGUAUGCCAUGACAGGUGCAGAGGCAGACAGAUCAGGUAACCUCAUCAUUGGAUAUUGUGUGAUUGGUAGUAGGAGUUUGUGUGUGUUAUACGAUUCGGGAGCGACACACUCUUUCGUGUCGGAGUAUAUAGUGAGGGAGUUGGGUCUCCCGGUUAGGGAACUUCUAUACGACCUGGUAGGGUCUACGGCCGCUUCUAGGAUGGUCAAAACCUCGACGUUAUGUGUUAGAUGUUUGAUCGAGGUUGAAGGGCACAAAUACAGGGUGAACCUCAUCUGUUUACCUCUGGAAGGCCUAGAUGUCAUCUUGGGAAUGGAUUGGCUAUCAGCUAAUCGCAUUCUCAUUGAUUGUAAUGAGAAGAAGGUAUUGUUUCCCAACCCGGAAGAUGAUGAGAUGUUGUUAUCCUCACAGCAGGUGGAUCAAGCACUAAAGGAAGGGUCUCAGUGUUUCUUGAUUCUCACUCAACUAUCUGUUGAGAAUGGGGAUAGGCACAUUGAAACGUUUGUUGUGAGGGAUUUCCCUGAUGUUUUCCCGGAUGAGGUGCCCGGCUUGCCCCCUUCCAGAGAGAUUGAGUUUUCUAUUGAUCUGGUGCCUGGAGCAGGGCCAGUAUCAAUAGCACCUUACAGGAUGGCUCCUGCUGAGCUGGCAGAAUUGAAAAAACAGAUUGAGGAACUAGUUAAGUCUGAUGACGUGCAGAAGACUGCUUUCAGAUCCAGAUAUGGGCACUACGAGUACGUAGUGAUGCCUUUCGGCGUUACUAACGCCCCUGCCUUGUUCAUGGAUUAUAUGAACCGAAUCUUCAGGCCUUUUCUAGACAAGUUUGUGGUGGUGUUCAUAGACGACAUCUUGAUAUACUCCCGAACUCAUGAAGAACAUGCAGAGCAUCUGAGGACCGUUCUGAGCAUCCUGAGAGAGAAGCAGCUCUAUGCGAAACUGUCUAAAUGCGAGUUUUGGAUGACCAUGGUUAAAUUUUUGGGGCAUGUGAUCUCAGCUCAGGGCAUAUCCGUGGACCCAUCCAAAGUGGAAGCUGUGUUAAAAUGGGAGCGUCCUAAAUCAGCAACUGAGAUUAGGAGCUUUGUAGGACUGGCAGGAUACUACCGAAGGUUCAUUGAGGGGUUCUCAAGAAUCGUAGCACCUUUGACUCAGCUGACACGUAAGGAUCAGCCUUUUGCCUGGAUCGACCGAUGUGAAAAUAGCUUCCAGGAGUUGAAGCAGAAGUUGACCAGUGCUCCUGUGUUGGUAAUCCUUGAUACCAGCAGACCCUUCGAAGUCUAUUGUGAUGCCUCCCACCAGGGGCUAGGGUGUGUUCUUAUGCAAGAAAGGAAAGUGGUUGCCUACGCCUCUAGGCAGCUCAAAAGUCAUGAGAAGAACUAUCCCACACACGAUCUUGAGUUAGCGGCUGUGGUGUUUGCACUAAAAAUCUGGAGACACUAUUUGUAUGGCGCUCAAUUCCAGGUUUUUAGUGACCACAAGAGCCUGAAGUAUCUGUUUGACCAGAAAGAGUUGAACAUGAGACAUAGACGAUGGAUGGAGUUCCUAAAGGAUUUCGACUUCGAGUUGUUGUACCACCCGGGAAAAGCGAAUGUUAGUGCCAUGGGCAGCAGGUUAUCUAUGAGCUCGGCUUACCACCCCCAAACAGACGGCCAGUCUGAGAGGACAAUACAGUCUCUUGAGGACCUCUUGCGGACAUGCGUAUUGGAUCAUCUCGGUGCAUGGGAUGAGGUCCUGCCUUUAGUAGAGUUUACCUAUAAUAACAGUUUCCAUACAAGCAUCGGCAUGGCGCCAUAUGAAGCUCUCUAUGGCAGAAGGUGCAGAACUCCUUUGUGUUGGUACCAAGACGGAGAGUCUGUGAUGGUAGGGCCAGAGUUAUUGAGGCAGACCACUAAGAAGGUCAAGUUAAUACAAGAAAGGAUGAAGGCGUCUCAGAGCAGACAGAAAUCCUAUGCCGAUCAGAGGAGAAGACCUUUGGAGUUUGCUGUUGGAGAUCAUAUUUUCUUGAGGAUUACCCCGACCACCGGUGUGGGGAGGGCUAUUCGCUCAAGGAAGUUAUCUCCUAAGUUCAUUGGUUCAUACCAAAUUCUGAGGAGGAUUAGACCAGUGGCUUAUGAAAUCGCCUUACCCCCUCAGCUAUCCAACCUUCACCCUAUUUUCCUUGUCUCUCAACUCAGAAGAUAUGUGGCUGACCCCUCACAUGUGCUUGAGGCAGAAGACCUAUAG
Messenger RNA from Vigna unguiculata (cowpea), 3216 nucleotides. Lineage: Eukaryota; Viridiplantae; Streptophyta; Magnoliopsida; Fabales; Fabaceae. The record is from RefSeq and is a predicted model, not a curated record.